Cyclopterus lumpus (lumpfish) is the source of this 6252-nucleotide messenger RNA. It is a transcript of the gene adgrg6, whose product is annotated as adhesion G protein-coupled receptor G6. Gene Ontology annotation, biological process: adenylate cyclase-activating G protein-coupled receptor signaling pathway; cell surface receptor signaling pathway; myelination in peripheral nervous system. The coding region runs from base 1 to 4218 and encodes 1405 amino acids. Lineage: Eukaryota; Metazoa; Chordata; Actinopteri; Perciformes; Cyclopteridae. Gene Ontology annotation, molecular function: G protein-coupled receptor activity; laminin binding. The record is from RefSeq and is a predicted model, not a curated record. The transcript is spliced from 34 exons. Gene Ontology annotation, cellular component: membrane.
AUGAAUCCAGAUCGAUCCAGGAAGCUGGCGCUCGACACUGAAGGAGGAGGAGGAGGAGGAGGGUGGAGCCUCCGUCAUGCCGUCCCAGUCCUCCUGCUGUGGAUGAGUCUGCACAGACACGUGCUGGGCUGCAGCUCCACCGACUGUAACGUGGUACUGACGGAGGUCCAGGGGGAGUUCACGUCGCCCUGCUAUCCCCAGAAAUACCCCAAUUCGCAGGCCUGUAAGUGGACCAUGCAGGCCCCCGCCGGCUUCAUCAUCCAGCUCUCCUUCCUUGACUUUGACCUGGAGGAGGCGCCGGGCUGCAUCUACGACCGGGUGCUGGUGAACACGGGAAACACGGAUGUUAAGUUCUGUGGCCCGACGGCCAGCGGGCUGACGCUCAACUCCACGGGGAACGUGAUGGAGCUGCACUUUACCUCCGACUUCAGCGUGCAGAAGAGGGGGUUCAGUGUUAGCUUCCGACACGUUGCCGUGGCCCUGAGGAACCAGAAGGUCACCCUCUCCAAAGGAAACCGGUUCAUCGAGGUCUCGGACUCCGUUUCCUUCCCGGCGCUCAGUCAGCUGACGCUCUGUUUCGAGGUGCAACGCAGCAGCCAACAGCAGAAAGAGUGGAUCUUCAAUUACUACGACAGCAGCGGCAUCGAGGUGCUGAGUCUGGGCUCCGAUCAGUCCGGCAUGAAGGUGAUCGUGGACGGGGUGGUGUGCCCCAUCGACUCCAUCAUCUCCUCCGCCGACUUCACCUCCUCCAUGAGGCCUUACUGUGUCCUCUGGACUUCCUCCAACGGCCGAGUGGGAGUCUACUUCAAUGGAAACUACUGGGCCAAGACCUGCUCCUCCUCCAGCGGCCACUCGGUGCCCCCUGGUGGACAGUUCAAGUUAGGAGGGCCGCACAGCUUCAACGGGAACAUCUACAACCUCCGGCUGUGGGAUUACGCCAUGACGGUGCAGCAGCUCGGCGCUCUGAGCUGCGGCGCCGUGGGGAACGUCAUCGACUGGGACAACGGCCACUGGACCAUCCCGUCCGGCUCGGCCCAGACCGACACGGCGCUCAGCUGCAGUGUCUCCCCGCCCAACAACACCCCGCCCACCACCAGCUGUGACUCCCCUGGACUGGGCUGCCCAGUCGCCAUGCCGACCUUCUCCUGUCACAUGCGUCACCACCUGAAGACAGUCGCGACAAUUACAUCUCUGUGUUGGCUGAGUCUCCGUCUGAGAGGAAGCCGCCACUCCAGCAGUCCUGCUGUAGACCUGGACCAGGACCUGGUCCUGGUCCAGGUCUACCUGCACCUGUCCAGGUUCUGCACCUGUCCAGCCGCUUCCUCUCCCACCACCCAAUCCACUGACUCCCCUAACACCGCCCACGCUACUAAUGCCGCCACCCACGUUACACCCACCACCACUACACCCACCACCACUACACCCACCACCGCCAGCACUGCUCACCCUGCAUCUCCUGCCACUAACGUUGCUUCAGCCAGCAGUGCACCACAUGCCCAACAGGCAGCCAGCAGCCCACCAGCUGUUUCCUCUGCUCCCACUAACCACCCAGCUACUAACCCAACAGCGCAUGUCACAACUCCUCCAGUGCUGUUAGGAACUAACCAGCCAACCACUAACAUAGCUGCUUCUCCAGAUUCCUCUGUGGAGGGGUUGUUCUACCGGGUUUCCUUUGUGCUGGAUGAGGGCGGUGCGGCGCUGACCCAGGCUGAUGUGGAGAAAGCCGUGGCUCUGUGGCUCAAUCAAACGUUUCAGAACUGGACCCAUGCGGUCUACGUGGACUCCAUCAGUGUGCAGUCUGGUUUGCAGAGCGGAGGAAACCCAACCAGCUACUCGUGUCGGGCGCUGCUGGUUUAUAAGGACGUCACCAACGACAGUCUGGGGGCCGCUGUGUCGGCCCGGCUGUCCGGCAGCGAGGGGCUCCUGGGGGCCGGCCUGCAGGUCCACGGGGCCUCCACGGAGGUCUCUUUAAUAGAAAACUGUCCCGAGGAAAACCCGCUCCACUACCGCUGGCCUGAGAGCAGACCCUCCGUCACCCGGUCCCUACCCUGCUUCCCCAACAAGGACCAGAGCACCUCCAGGACCUGUUUGAUCCGCCCCCAGGAGCUCUCCUCCUAUUGGUCCACGGCAGACAUCACGAACUGCACCGACAUCGAAGCCAUCGAGGUGUCGGCAGAAAAUGCAGCGGAGGUGGCGGUUCAGCUCGCGGUCAUCACCAACAACGAGCUGUCCAAUGAGGAGGUGUCCAAAGUGGUGACGAAGGUGAAGCAGCUGGUGAACGUGGCGAAGAUCAACAGCACGCUGGCGUCCACCGUCGUCAUCAUCAUCUCCAACGUCAUGAGCAGCUCAGGGACGGCGCUCGCCGCCACCUCGGAGAAAGCUCUGAAGACAGUUGAUGAGUUGGUUCAGAAGAUCGAGUUUGAGGGUCCGUCGAUCAGUAUCACCUCCAGACACCUGGCGGUGGGGAUCUCCACCCUCAACACCUCCAUGUUCAACGGGACGUCCUUCACCGCCUUCAUAGCUCCAAACACCACCGACCCACAGAUUGACUUCCAGGCCGAGAGGAGUAACCCUCUAGCUCAGGUGGUCCUUCCUGCGUCUCUGCUGUCCAGCGCGUCCCUGAGUGAAGAAGACCGCUCGUCUCUGUCCCGGAUCAGCUUCAUGUUCUUCAGCAGCACAAACCUGUUCCAGAAGCAGCAGGACGGCCGCUCUCUGAACAGCUACGUGGUGGCGAGCAGCGUGGGGAACUUGUCCAUCAGAGACCUGACGGACCCGGUGGAGAUCCAGAUCGCUCACUUGUCUGAACACAGCCACCUGAAUCCCGUCUGCAUGUUCUGGGACUUCAGCAUGAACGGUGGUGCUGGAGGCUGGAGCGGAGACGGCUGCAGAGCCUCCACAGAGUCCACCAGCAACAGGACCGUCUGUCUGUGUGACCACCUGACGCACUUUGGCAUCCUCAUGGACAUUUCUGGAGCGUCGCCCCACAUCGACCCGAAGAACAACAAGAUCCUGACCUUCAUCUCCUACAUCGGCUGCGGCGUCUCCGCCAUCUUCUCCGCCGCCACGCUGCUCACCUACAUCGCCUUCGAGAAACUGCGGCGCGACUACCCGUCCAAGAUCCUGAUGAACCUCAGCACGUCCUUGUUGUUCCUCAACAUGGUCUUCCUAUUGGAUGGCUGGCUGGCCAGUCUGGGAACCGAUUGGCUGUGCCUGUCCGUGGCCGUCUUCCUGCACUACUUCCUGCUCACCACCUUCACCUGGAUGGGGUUGGAGUCCAUCCACAUGUACAUCGCUCUGGUCAAAGUCUUCAACACCUACAUCCGCCGAUACAUCCUCAAGUUCUGCAUCGUGGGAUGGGGACUCCCUGCGGUGUUGGUGGGGAUCGUUGUCGCGGUGGAUAAAACCUCUUACGGUCUGCAGGAGUACGGCAAAGGAGAGUCAGGAGAGUCCUCAGAGUUCUGCUGGAUCCAGGACUCCGUGGUCUUCUACACAACCUGUGUGUGUUACUUUUGUGUGGUGUUCCUGUUGAACGUGGCCAUGUUCAUCGUGGUGAUGCUGCAGAUCUGCGGCCGCAACGGCAAACGCAGCAACCGCACACUGAGGGAGGAGGUCCUACGCAACCUGCGCAGCGUGGUCAGCCUCACCUUCCUGCUGGGCAUGACGUGGGGCUUCGCUCUGUUCGCCUGGGGGCCCGUCAGCCUCGCCUUCAUGUACCUGUUCGCCAUCUUCAACUCGCUGCAAGGUCUCUUCAUUUUUAUCUUCCACUGCGCUUUGAAAGAAAACGUCCAGAAACAGUGGAGACGAUAUCUGUGCUGCGGACGCUUCAGACUGUCAGACAACUCAGACUGGAGUAAGACGGCCACCAACACCAAGAAGGUGAGCUCGGACCACCUGGGCAAGUCUCUGUCCUCCAGCUCCUUCGGCUCCACCACCGCCAACUGGACGUCCAAAGCUAAAGCUACGCUAAACCCCUUCACCAGGAGACACAGCAGCACAGAUAAAUGUUUUCCCAACAAGACCAGCAUCCCCAAGUGCGUCUCCUCGUGCUCCUCGUCAUCAGAGGUGGAGCCCAACACCUCGUCCUCCUCGUCCUCCUCGUCCUCCUCGUCCUCCUCGUCCUCCAUGCUCCCCGUCGGCCAGAUGAUCGACAAGGUGAGAGGCUACUGCUACAAGAACGUCAUCCUGUCCGACAGCUUCGCCCACAGCACCAGGUUCUAGAGCGGUUCUGGAGGAGCUGCCCGAUUCGUUCUAGAAAAUGUUGCGCCAUCAUCAUCAUCUUCAUCAUCAUCUUCUUCUUCCGGGCAGCUUCAGUGGCGGUUAAAGGUUCCCACAUGACGCAGAACACUGGAACCUGCCUCGCCGUUCCGGGACUGCUCGCCAUUUUAUUUACGGCUUUGCUUUUCGUUCUGGAAAGGCGCACGAACACUCGAGAACCUUCUGUGUUCUUGAGGAUUCUGUGUUCUAGGCCUCCUAGAACUGUGAUGUGUUCUGGAACUGCUCCGAUCCUCCUAGAACUCUUUCUACAGGAUCUUAGAAUUAUAAUGAUGUGUUCACUCCAAACGUAAAUGUAACUUUUGAUCUAGAAGCUGUUCUAGGAGAUGUUCUAGAAGGUGUUCUAGGAGGUGUUCUACAAGCUGUUCUAGAAGGUGUUCUCCCCGCUGUGUCUCUCUGGUCACCAAGAAUGUCGGCAUCCUCACGUGCCUCUGGAGCUUUAAAGUCAGAAUCCCUGUUGCUAUUUUUAUGGUAUUUAUUUAUGUUAAACAUUGUUAGCAGAACCAGUUUUUAACUGUGAUUUUAAUCUGACUGAUUCAAGGUUCUAUUUGUUUAUGUCGUCAUGAAUAUUCAUGAAGCAGGUUGUGUGUCAGAACACUAACAGGCUACAUCAUUUAAACCAGAGCCUCCGACCUCAUGCUGUCGGCCAAUCGGACUCUUUCUACAAAAUGUCCCACAUUAAAAUUCAAAUCCCGGGUCUCCUGGAUCAUGAAGGGUCAGAACGUUGAUUUGAUUCUAUUGGUUCACAGAAUACGACCCGGCUGUCUGGGGGGGGUGGUUCUGCUAGAAGAAAAAAGAAGGUUUGGGUGUUUUUUUCAUACUGUGAUGUUUGUUUAAACAGUUCCUUUGUCCAUUAGGAGCCAUAUCCCAUGUAAAUAUUGGUGGUUUAUCUAUUCUGUGUGCCGUAUUCUAUACUGUUAUAUUGUUAUGAUGUAUCCGGGUGGUUCAUGGCUCCACCGGCUCGGUCCAUACAAACCCAAACACGCUGGCUGGACCUCUUCAGCUGCCGUGGAUGGAACAGAAGAAUCGUUGGUCAGGAGGCUUUUUGUGUAACUCUCAAUCCAAAUUUAGAUUUUCAGAACAUAUUUAAAUCCUUUCAUAUACUGCAUUCUAUCAUGAAAAACAAGCGAAAUGCCGACAUUGACACAUAACUCUAAACGUGUCCAGACACAAACGUUCGCGACAAACCAGAGUUUCAAAAAUCACACACAAGGUUUAUUGAAGGUAUAUAACAUAUUUACCUCCUUCUGCUUUAGAUAAGAUAAUAAUAACCAAGCUUGUGGAUCAAUAAAGAUGAUAUUAUCACUUUAAAUACUCGGUCCAUCCACAACUCAUAAACACAAGGAGGGAUAGAAUGUCACUUAUAUGUUUCAAAUUAUCAGAAGAAAAGGCAUUUGAAAAACAGUUUUCAUAACGAGUUAUUAUUUUAUGAUUGUGGCACCACAAGUGAAAUGUUUAGGUCUCUAAAGGAGUGGAAAUGAAAACUAACUUCUGUCCCCAUUAUUUCAUACUUCAUAUGCUGCCAUGAAAGUCACACAUUUAAACUUCAAACCAGCCUGUUAACAAGACACAUUAUUGAUUGAUUAUUUUUAAUGAAGCCAGAAAGGAACGAAACAGCUCUUAACAAUAACAAAACUGCAUUAUGAAUCAGGCCGUGAGGAACACCUGUUUUGUUGUGGAUUACGUUUGCUUUUGUCGAAUCACAAAUAAGAACAGCCAGCAGCCUGAUUCUCACUUCCCAUGAAGUUCACCACGCCUUUCAAACUGGGUCAACGGUUCCACCUGCGACGGGAAUCCAGGAGAACGUCGUUAAGAAUGCAGUUUGGUGGUUUGGGAACCUCAUUUUGUCAACUAGAGAGCUCUUGAAGUUCUGCUGUGCGAAGUGUGGACAAGAUCUUCCUCCAGUUAUUAGCAGAUCGGUCCGUGUAGAGCGUCUAGUCGUCAAUCCAAUCCAAUCCAAUCCAAUGCAAUCCAAUCCAA